Molecule: messenger RNA, 2738 nt
Organism: Varanus komodoensis (Komodo dragon)
Lineage: Eukaryota; Metazoa; Chordata; Lepidosauria; Squamata; Varanidae
Gene: CFAP20DC
Product: CFAP20 domain containing
Exons: 16
Coding region: 176-2341 (721 amino acids)
Source: RefSeq, a predicted model, not a curated record
GGCCUGCUCGCCUUCUCUCAUCCGCGGAGAGCGAGCGCUUGGCUAGACCGAGCUACGCUCAAGAGGCGCAGGUUGCACAGGUUCCUCUCCCGGGCAAGUGUCCAGUGACUCUUAGAAGUACCAUAUUGCUCACUGAUGUGCUGAAAUCAUUCUCCCAGCAGAAAUAUCUGCCAGGAUGUUUAAAAAUGAAUAUCAGGGUGGCCCAUUUGUUGAAAUCUUCAGUGCUCAGGGCAAGAAUCCGGGAACAAACUGGAAGGUUUUUGGCAGUCCAUCGGUGAUUGGGAAAGAGUUUGAUAAGGAGGUGAAAGGCUUUGUCUUUGUUCUGGAAGGAAGUAGUCAAACAAACAAGAUGCAGCUUCCUAAGGAAACAAGGCAAAAUCUUGGACUGAUCCAGCAAUUUCUGGUACUUCAGAUCUAUGUACCACUGGGAAAAGACUUUUCAACUGAAUUGCUGAUAACUGAUUUAAGAAACAUUAAAAGAAGAUUGUAUUUAUCAACGAUCCACAAGGAAUUGUCUGUAACUCCUCUACAUGCAAAAAUCCCUCUCUUUAUGAUCAAGCGCAAAAUUUGGUGUAAUCUAUGCAUUGACUUGGUAGCUUUCACUAGUGGGAUAUUCAAAGGAGCUGUUUUCCAGUCAUUGGAUGGCAUCGUUAUUUCUGCUAACUGUAAACUGCGGAAGAUCUUCACGCUGAAGUCAGUGCCCCUGGACACAGCUGACCAAGAUGCUGAUGGGCAAACAGAUAUGCUACCUCGAGCCUGUCAAUUAAAUUCAGAUGUUCCCCAAGUCACACAGUUGCUGAAUAUGAACACGCUGUGCCCAGCAGAACAAAAAUCUGGAACUCAGCCUUUAAGCUCACCAGAACUAGGAGACCACCUAAUCAACCGAGGAUCAGCAACUGCUCGAAACAGUAAAAAUCAAGAUGUAUCCCACAUUGCAUUUGGAACUAAGGUCCUUGGGCCACCUCCAGCUUUAGGCCGAAGAUUCACUGCAAGAGCAUCUGAGGAGGUAAUAAAGUCUGCAGGCAUGAAAACUAACAGAUCGUGCCAAAUGGGGAUUUUGGAAAAGGUAAAGAAACCAGUCCAGGACACUGGCAGGUCAAAACAAUUUUCCUCACCACCUGAUAUGACUUUAGAUCAAGGAAACAAAGAAAAUAUCCAUCAUAUGAAUCAAACAUCACUGGACAAGGAUGAAUGGCUAUUUCCUGACAAGGAAAGUUCUCAGCUGGAUUCCAGCAAUAUAACAUUGAUGACUUGUGAAACAUCUUACAGCUUUUUAACUUCAGGACUGAAUGAUGACCAAGCCCAUGAAAACAAGCAAGCAGUUGAAGACCAUCAUGAAGAUAUUUUCACCUAUUCCUCUAAACCCAGAUCAGCACCUCAUGGGAAGCCCUUGAAUCUUUCAUUGGAAGGCUGUAGCUUUCCUGUGGAUUUAAGAGAAAACAUAAGCGGGCGAGGAGCUCAAAUGGAAGAUGAUUUCUAUGGAAAUGAGAGCAAUGAAGAUGAAAGCUACAGUGAACUUACACAAGAGGCUCAGAAUCUUCAUACCAGCUGCUUUAUAGCAGGAUCAUCUGAACCUGUUAUUUCCAAAGAGAUUCCACGCAAAAUGACAUGCAGGAGUCCUGAAAACUGGGCAAACAGAGGGUUUGCAAAACAAGCCAGUGAGGAAUCAUUAGCACCAAGGCCAGAAGAUUUGACUGGGAUGAUGGAAAUGACAGAUAACAUUCAAGGAAACUUGUUAUCAACUUCGUGUUUAUGUCCAACAGGAAGCGUAACUCAGUCCUGUAAAGAAACAUCUGGUACAUCAACUUCCAUAAGUAGAAAAUCCCUGAAAGAAAUUCCAUGGGAGAAUUCGAAUAAGAUUAUCUCAAUUCCUGAAUAUGACUGCAGAAAUUACCAACCAGAUAAUGUGAGUGCUUCCGAACUUGAAAUGUUGGCUAGUAUGAAACGGCAACAGAAUGAGGAGUUGGAAGAUAAUGGACCUUCACGUGAUUUGAGUGCAUCACAAAUUGAUAACUGCAACAUCAGCAUCAGCACAAGCAGUGAUGACACAACAACGUGGAAUUCAUGUCUCCCUGUGCCUGUCAAUCAAGGGUGUCACUAUCAGAAAGAAAUGAACCCUCUUUCCCAUUCCAACCCACGGGACUGGGUGAAUGUGUUCAGCCCUCCGAUAAUUUCCCCAAGCCAGACGCUGGCAGAACAUGCUGAAAGCACGGCAGACCUGAGCACGCAAGGUGAAGUGGACUUCGGGGCUGAGGAAGAUGAAGUUCUCACUCUUCUGUAUGACCCAUGUCUAAACUGUUAUUUUGAUCCUGAAACUGGGAAAUACUAUGAGCUGGCGUAGCGGUUUGCAAGGACAGGGGGUGCAGACCCUGUUCCAGCCCCUGGAUCCACACAAAACAACUGAGUUAAGACUAUGUUUUCCUCUCUGCUGUGCUCCAAGUCUGUAGUGUGAGCGGAGAAACCAAAAUGCUUGAAAAUAUUGUGAGGUUGUUUUUUUUUUUUUAAGGGAUUUGUGCUGGAUCUCAGUACAUAGCUUAGGAGACUUUUCUGGUUUCAUACACAUUUAUUGAGCCAGCUGACAUUAUGUAAAGUAUGGGAAGAAUCCCAUCUGUGAACAAAUCACACUGAAUCAAAGAUGUUUGCCAGGUGAAUCUGUGAAUGGCUGUGUGAUUAAAAAAAAAAUCAAAAUCACAUAUUCGUUCAUCUUUGAUCAUUUAAGGAGGUGUAUUGCACCUUCG